GCUCUUUGUUUUGCUUGUAAGCGCGUAUACAGCUUACAACGUCUAUACUUGUGCAUCCAGGUAUAAUGCCAGAGUUGCGCACAACCACACAUCCGAACGACUCCUAAAGAGCCAUCCCUACACACUGGCGCUGCGCUUUCUACACGCUCCCGCACCUUUCUGCGCACCGCGCAAGUGCGUCGGUGUUUUGUUCAUUCGCUGCGGAGUCGCUGCUGCAGCCAUGUCAAGCAAGCGAAAGGCAGACUCGGAGCCCUCUCUCGACGACGUCGGCCCGUUAAGCAAGAAGCCAACUGUUACUGCUGUAGCAGCUCCCUCUUCAGCCGCUGCUGGGACACUGGUCAACCCAAAGCGCAUUCGUGUACUGAAGGCGGGAACCAUCGGCAAUGGGCCAGUUGUGCUCUGGAUGUCCCGGGAUCAGCGCAUGAACGACAACUGGGCCCUAUUAUACGCGAUUGAGGCAGCCCAGAAGGCAGCGGCGGCAGCCGGAGGCGAGGGAGGCGGCUCACCACAGGUCGCCGUGGCGUUUAACCUGGUGCCGGCCUUCCUGGGCGCCGGUGCGCGGCAGUUUGGGUUCAUGCUGCGGGGGCUGCGGGAGCUGCAGCCGCGGCUGGAGGCGCGGGGCAUCCCCUUCUUCCUGCUCAAGGGUGAUCCCGCCCAGACGCUGCCCUCCCUGGUGUCUCGGCUAGGCGCCGGGCUGCUGGUCACCGACUACUCGCCCCUCAGACUCGGGCGGCAGUGGAAGGAGCAGGUAUGCGCGGCUGUGUCGGUGCCGGUUCACGAGGUGGAUGCGCACAACGUGGUCCCGGUGUGGGUGGCGAGUGACAAGCGGGAGGUGGGGGCGCGCACACUGCGACCCAAGAUCCACAAGCACCUGCCCGAGUACCUGAGGGAUUUCCCGGAGGUCCCCACCCUGCCCACCUGGAGCCACCCGAUCAGGCCGGAGCCGGUGGACUGGGAGGCGCUGCUGGAGGAGGUGCUGACCCGUGGGUCGGAGGUGCCUGAGGUGGACUGGUGCAAGCCCGGCGAGGAGGCCGCCCUCGCCGCCCUGAACGGCCCCUCCGGCUUCCUCAGCCCCUCACGUCUCAGCCUGUAUGACACCAAACGCAACGACCCCUCCACGCCCAAGGCGCUGUCCGGCUUGUCGCCUUACCUGCACUUUGGGCAGCUGGCGCCGCAGCGGGCAGCGCUGGAGGCGGCCAAGCACCGGGCAAAGUACAAGGCGGCUGUGGAGUCCUACCUCGAGGAGCUGGUUGUACGGCGCGAGCUGUCGGACAACUUCUGCCACUACACGCCCGACUACGACCGCCUGAGCUGCGCGGCGGAGUGGGCGCGGGAGAGCCUAAACAAGCACCGGGGGGACAAGCGGGAGUUCCUGUACCGCCGGGAGCAGCUGGAGGCGGGUCGCACGCACGACGAGCUGUGGAACGCCUGCCAGCUGGAGAUGGUGCACCGGGGCAAGAUGCACGGCUUCAUGCGCAUGUACUGGGCCAAGAAGAUACUCGAGUGGACUGCUAGCCCGGAGGAGGCUAUCGAGAUUGCGAUCUACCUGAACGACCGAUACGAGCUGGAUGGGCGGGACCCCUCGGGCUACGUGGGGGUGAUGUGGAGCAUGGCGGGCAUCCAUGACAUGGGCUGGGCUGAGCGGCCCAUCUUUGGCAAGAUCCGCUACAUGAACUACGCGGGCUGCAAGCGCAAGUUCGACAUCAAGGCCUACUGCGCCUACGUGGACAGGCUGGUGGCGGAGGUAAGGGCCAAGCAGCGGGGGCUCAUGCAGAAGAAGACGAAGCCUGCUACUGCUGCUGGGGUUGCGGGAGCUGUGGCUGGAGGGGUUGCGGCGGCGGCUGGAGGAGCCGGGGCCGCAGCAACAGCUUUGACGGCAACGGCAGCAGCGGCGACGGCGGCAGCGGCGGUGGCUGUGAAGGUGAAAGCGGAGGUGAAGGAGGAGGAGGAGGAGGAGGCGGGGCCGUCACCAGGGACUACCGCCGGGGCUGCGAAGGGGGGUGCCGGGUCCAAGGCGGGUUCGCCGUCAAGGGCGGCAAAGGGCUCCUCUUCCUCUCCAAAGCCAUCGGAAGGCAGUGGCGGCAAGAGACGGAAGCCGGCGGCGGCUUGAGAGACACAAAGGGUGUGUGAAGGGACGUGUGAAGGUUUUGCAGGGCUGGGGGAUAGACUAGGCGUCGGAGUGGACUCUGAAAGGCAGAGAGCAGGUCUGUGUCAGCUCGGAGAGUUGCGGUGCAGGCCCAAUCAUGCGAAUGUUGCCCCUGCAAGCGUGGGUCGUUGUUGAGAUGGUUGUAAGCGGUAGGGCCUGUCAGUUGCUGGUCAAUGCGCCGCUACUGACGCCAGGCUUGUAGUGCAGCACUCGGGCGGGGUGCUUGGAGAGGAGGGCGCUGUGCGCUCAAAUUUGCGAACCCAACAUGUGUGUGAGGGGUAGUGAACCGUGCAAAUUGGAACUUACCGUAAGCGUCGGAAAUGGCGUGCUGGAGCACUGUCAAAGUAUAGGAUAUAAACUUGAGUGGAUGACGAGGGAGGGCUCAUUGUGUUUCGUUGGUUUUAUGGUGAUGAUCAAGAACGAUGGGAGGUGAAUGAAGGGCUGUCGGGAAAUGAUGAUAGCUUGCUGCCGCGUUUCUUACGGUCGGUUCGGGUAGCCAGCACCCGACGAGUCCUGCCGGUAUUCAUCCCAUAAUAUGGGGAGAUUCACGCGAGG
Astrephomene gubernaculifera is the source of this 2701-nucleotide messenger RNA. Lineage: Eukaryota; Viridiplantae; Chlorophyta; Chlorophyceae; Chlamydomonadales; Astrephomenaceae. The record is from the annotation of a GenBank genome assembly.